Lucilia sericata (common green bottle fly) is the source of this 1351-nucleotide messenger RNA. RefSeq lists its product as uncharacterized. The record is from RefSeq and is a predicted model, not a curated record. The coding region runs from base 1 to 1302 and encodes 433 amino acids. The transcript is spliced from 2 exons. Lineage: Eukaryota; Metazoa; Arthropoda; Insecta; Diptera; Calliphoridae.
AUGAAAGUACAAAACUUGAAACAUGACUGCAAUAUAGCAUUAAAUCCCAACGAUAUAGAGAAUCUAUGUUAUCGUUACUUAAAGGAUCAUGGAGAGGAGGAAGAAGUAAAUAUUGAAGUUAUUGAUUAUAAUUUAAAGCCUGUGUCUGAAGAUCUUUCUGGAUUUUUUGGUUAUCAUCGUUUCUUAACAGUUAAUAUCUCCAAACAUAAAGAUAAAGACAAUGAAAAGGCAUUACAAACCAUAAGAUUUUUUACCAAAACAGCCCCCAUAGAAAUAGAAUCACGUAUGGAGUACUUGGAACAAUUUGGGGUUUACAAAAAGGAAAUGUCAGUUUUUAGUGAAGUUUUGCCUAAAUUGGAGGAAAUUUUUUCGGGAAUUUCACCCAAAUGUUAUUAUGCUGAUAAUACUUUGUUGGUUUUGGAGGAUUUAAAUUUGCUGCAGUAUAAAAUGGCAGCCGGGCGAGAUGGUUUGUUAGAUUAUCCACAUUUAAAAUGUACCGUUAAAACUUUGGCUGCCAUGCAUGCGGCCUCGAUAGUUUAUGAGGUCAAGGAAAAGCAGAAGUUCAAUGUAUUACAUGCAGAAGCUUGUGUGGAGAAUGCUUAUCCCUUAAAUUAUCCAAAGGAACACAUGCGCUAUCAGAACUUCCGUAAUGCUUUAAAAGUUUUCAAGGAAUUUAUUAAACUUAUGCCUAAAUAUAAAAAUAAUUUAGAGGAAAUUUUAAAUAACUUGCAAACUAAAAUGGCUGUUAUAUAUCCCAUGGCUCAGACUUCUACAAAAUAUCAAAAUGUUUUUUCUCAUGGUGACAUGUGGGCCAAUAACGUCAUGUUCCAGUAUGCUGAAGAUGGCAAAACACCCAUACAAGCACGUUUUGUGGACUUCCAAUUGGCUCGCUAUGCUCCUCCUAUGUUGGAUUUAAUUACCAUUUUAACUAUACCUACUUCUCGAGAAUUUCGGUCCAAAUAUCUAAUGGAUUUGUUAAUGGAUUAUUACACUUUUAUGAAGGAAUUUCUACAGCAGCAAAAUCUUUCUAUAGACGAUUUUAUACCGCCAGAACAAUUUUAUGAAUCUUUCAAAGAAUUUCGCGGUUGUGGUUUAAUAGAGUCCUGCUUCUUUUCCCACUUGACUAUUUUGCCUCCCGAGUGCACCGAAAAUUUGGCAGGUUCUACGGAUGGUUUCACCGAUUUCUUUGAACGAAAGAGAGUGGAAAUUUGUUUGAAAGCUUUUAAUACGGAUCGAGUAUAUCGUGAGAGGUUAACGGAUAUGUUGGAGGAUUUAGUGGAUAAUUAUGUCUUAGGAAUGUAGAUUCUAAAAAUUGCGCUUAAAAGAAAAUAAAUGUGAAUUAUUUUCCUUA